AUGACGUCCAACUCCCUAUUCGUGUUUUUGAUCGUCAUAGUCGCUGGCAACAUCAUCGCUACAGCCACCAGCAGAAAGGACUCCAACGGAACAGUUUCGCAAGUCAGGGGAGGAGACACUCAAAAUGAUACCAAACAUCUCAAAAAAUGCGAGGAUCGCCCAGAAUGCCCUGUUCAUAUCGCAAACGGAUUCUGUUACCGUGAGGAUAUCACCUAUGAACAAAAGAAGACCUACUGUCCUCGGGGUUGUCAUUUAUGUGACGAAUGA
Molecule: messenger RNA, 267 nt
Organism: Haemonchus placei
Lineage: Eukaryota; Metazoa; Nematoda; Chromadorea; Rhabditida; Trichostrongylidae
Source: the annotation of a GenBank genome assembly